GAGAAUUACGUGGCCGAUUUGGUUGUGGCGUCCGGUUCCUACUCGACAGACGCACAUCUCACUGAGGGAGUCUCAGGAGACGAGGAUGUUCACUAUCUCAUUGAUUUCGACAUGGCAUUCCUGGGAGACAGCGAGGAGCAAUUCGCUGAACAUGAAAAAGCUCAACGAAAAGAGUACAGCCAUAUGAGCGAUGACGAGUACCGGAAACAACGGGAAAAGGUGCUCCGGUUUUUCCUCCAAAUCCCGAAUAUCUAUGCCACGAAAGAGUUGCGAGCGGAUCUUGAGGCUCGGGCCAGAGAGAACAUCGCGAGAGAAAUAAAACUACUCGAAAGUGGUCAAAGAACAUAUUAG
This is a messenger RNA of Ostertagia ostertagi, 351 nucleotides long. Lineage: Eukaryota; Metazoa; Nematoda; Chromadorea; Rhabditida; Trichostrongylidae. The record is from the annotation of a GenBank genome assembly.